This is a messenger RNA of Closterium sp. NIES-65, 4635 nucleotides long. The record is from the annotation of a GenBank genome assembly. Lineage: Eukaryota; Viridiplantae; Streptophyta; Zygnematophyceae; Desmidiales; Closteriaceae.
AUGAAGCGACCCCACGGUCCUCACGCGAUUGGUUCGCGAAGGUCGACACGUCGCGCGAUCAGUGUGGCGACGGACGCGAGCAAUGAUGCCGCGGAUGCGACGGCAGCCAGAGUCACGUUGAGUCCUGGGACUCCGUCGGAUGGCCCCUCCGAGACUCGCGGAGCACCGUUGGAUGAUGGGCCGACGGGUGCAGUGCUACUAGAUCGAGUCGCGAUGGACGCAAAGCAUUGGGAAACAGGGGAGCAUGACGGGAAGGCCUUCGAAGCGCAGAGUGAAGGUGGGGAGACGGGGGAACAUGACGAGGAGGCCCUCGAAGCGCAGAGAGAAGGUCGAAAAGCGGGUCAUCCUGUUGUGGUUUGUUACCACCGGCGGCGCGUGCGGAUCGGAGGGGAUGGAUGGGAAGAUUAUCUACGGGAUCAUCAACCGCGGCGCGAGGCAGCACAAAACGGGGGAGUCCCUUUCGCGCCUCUCGGAGAGGCGCGCACGCUGGCGGAGAAGGGCGCAACGGCGGAGACGCGAGAAAUGGCGGAAGAUGGGGAAAGCGCAGGGGUUCGGAGAGGAGAGGGCGGAGAUGGAGCUCAUGGGGGAGUGUUUCCGGGGAUGAGGCAGGAUGACGUGGCGAUGCGCGUGAUCGGCAUGAUGGGCGCGGCAGCGGGGAGCGCGGAGGAGCUUUCUUUUGCGCAGCUGGUGGGUGUGAGUCGGUGGUGCGCGCAACGCGCCGUGGAGGUCCGCGUGGCGGCGCAACUGGCGGAGCGGCUUGCGGAGGUGGAGAGGAGGGUGAGAGAGGAAGAGCGGAAGAAAGAGGAAGAGCGGAAGAGAGAGGGGGAGCGGAAGAGAGAGGAAGAGCAAAAGAGAGACGAGGAGAGGAAGAGGGAGGAGGAGAGGGUGAGAGAGGAGGAGCGGAAGAGAGAGGAGGAGAGCGUGAGAGAGGAAGCGCGGAAGAGAGAGGAGGAGAGGAAGAGAGAGGAAGAGAGGGUGAGAGAGGAAGAGAGGAAGAGAGAGGAAGAGAGAAAGAGAGAGGAAGAGAGGAAGAUUGAGGAAGAGCAAAAGAGGGAGGAAGAGCGAAAGAGAGAGGAAGAGAGGAAGAGAGAAGAAGAGAGGACGAAAGAGGAAGAAAGGAAGAGAGAGGAAGAAAGGGAAAGAGAGGAAGAGAGGAAGCAAGAGGAAGAGAGGAAGCAAGAGGAAGAGAGGAAGCGAGAGGAAGAGAGGACGAAAGAGGAGGAGAGGAAAAGGAUAAGGCGGGAAGAAAAGAAGAGGGCGCGUCAGGAAAAGUGGAAUAAAUGGAGAGAAGAAGAAAGGAAGAGGUUGAGCGAGCUCGUGGGGAAGCGAGUGAGAGAGGAGGAGGCCAAAAAGCGUAAAGAGCUGGAGAGGAAAGCGUGCAAGGCUGUCGCAAGGGCGGAGAAGGUGGAGAGGCUCGGAAAGCAGCUAAAAGCGGCCCUGAAGGAGGCAGAGGGGGCGGUGGCGGGGUUAGAGGAAAGCAUUGAGGAGGAAAUGGAGGAGGUUCUGGUGCGAGCAGAGCUUCUUAAACGCUGCGUCAAGACAGAUAAAACGACUUUUCAAGAUGCAGCCGGUGGCGCAGGGUGCAAGCGAGCUCGCACGGCUGAUGGCUCUGCUGCGCUACGCAUGAAGGAGCACCUCAAGGCCCUUACCUCCCAUGCAAAGGCGGCCAGAGAAACGGCGCAGGAGGUGAGGCGGCAAGUGCGUGCGCUGUGGGCCAGACAGGUAGUGGCUGGCGAGGCGAUGCAGGUUGAAAAGGAGGGGGGAAAUGAGGAGGGGGACGAGGAGGGGGCGGAGGAAGAAGGGGGAGAGGAGGAGGAGGAACAGGAGAAAGGGGCGGAAGAGGAGGAGGGGGAGGAAGAGGAGGAGGAGGAAGAAGAGGAGGCUGAGGAUGAGGAGAUGAGGGCUCCAAUGGAGGAAGGCGUUGGUGAUAACUACGACUUGGUACAGGUGAGCCGCACUGAAGCUGGGUACCGGAGUAGUGAUGAGAGUAGUAGCAGUCAGGAAGAGCGUGGGGAUGAGGAGAUGAGGGCUCCAAUGGAGGAAGGGAUUGGUGAUAACUACGACUUGGUACAGGUGAGCCGCACUGAAGCUGGGUACCGGAGUAGUGAUGAGAGUAGUAGCGGUCAGGAAGAGCGUGGGGAUGAGGAGAUGAGGGCUCCAAUGGAGGAAGGGAUUGGUGAUAACUACGACUUGGUACAGGUGAGCCGCACUGAAGCUGGGUACCGGAGUAGUGAUGAGAGUAGUAGCAGUGAGGAAGAGCGUUGGGAUGAGGAUAUGAGGGGUGCAAUGGAGGAAGGGAUUGGUGAUAACUACGACUUGGUACAGGCACGCCCUGCAGCAGCCAGACUUCCUCAGAGGGGGGUGAUGGGGGGCGGGGGCGCAGGCGGAGGCGCUACAGGGUGCAUGGGGGAGAGGCGCGAGGGGGCGGAGGGAGGGGAGAACAGGGCGCGGGCAGCUGGGGGGGAUGAGAGAGGAGGGGCGGGAAGGGCAGGUGGAGUGGACAGGAAUGGGCUGUUGCAUGCACGGGCAGGGCAAGGGGCGCAAGGGGCACAAGGGGCGCGAGGGGGACAAGGGGCGCAAGGGGCACAAGGGGCACAAGGGGCGCGAGGGGGACAAGGGGCGCAAGGGGGACAAGGGGCACAAGGGGCGCGAGGGGGACAAGGGGCGCAAGGGGGACAAGGGGCGCAAGUGGAACAAGGGGCGCAAGUGGAACAAGGUGCACAAUGGGCACAAGUGGAACAAGGAGUGGUGCUGGAGGGUGCAGGGGAGCGCCCAACGGUGGCUGUGCAGGAGACUCUGCAGGAAUGGGCACGGCGGGAGCAAGCACAGCGGGAGCAAGCACAGCGAGAGCAAGCACAGCGAGAGCAAGCACAGCGAGAGCAAGCACAGCGGGAGCGGGCACAAGGGGGACAAGCGGGACAAGGGGCACAAGGAGUGGUGCUGGAGGGUGCAGGGGAGCGCCCAACGGUGGCUGUGCAGGAGACUCUGCAGGAACGGGCACAGCAGGAGCAAGCACAGCGGGAGCUAGCACAGAGGGAGCAAGCACAGCGAGAGCAAGCACAGAGGGAACAAGCACAGAGGGAGCAAGCACAGAGGGAGCAAGCACAGAGGGAGCAAGCACAGCGGGAGCGGGCACAGCGAGAGCAAGCACAGCGAGAGAGGGCACAGUGGGAGAAAACUAAGGGCGAGGUGAUCCGCUUUCUGGUGGCCCAAAAGGAAGCAGGUGAAGAGUCAGGUGAAGAGUCAGGUGAAGAGUCAGGUGAAGAUUCAGGUGAAGAGACAAGUCAAGAGACAGCACAGGACUUCACACUAUCCAGCUCCAACCCUGUUUUCAAUGACAAGCCUAACAACAGCCUCUACUGUUUCCUCACCUUUUGUCCCCGCUACUACCCACGCCUCUUCACUUCUCUCUCCUCCCUCACCCUACACCGCCUCUCCCCCAUCCGCGCCCGCGCUCUCUCCGCUCUUCACCUGCUGCCAUCCCUCACCUCGCUCUGCUUCCAGGAAACUACCAUCAAGCCAGGGGGGCAGUUCCGGCUAUCGUCCUUGUCUCGGCUGCAUAGGCUGGUCUUGGACUGUCCAAUAUCGCACUACCUGAACCUGGACACUCAUGCGCCCUCUGGGGGUACGGGUAUGGGUAUAGGUACUGGUACCCAGCAGCAGCAGCAGCGGCAGCAGCAGCAGCAGCAGCAGCAGCAGCAGCAGCAGCAGCAGCAGCAGCAGCCUUUUGUGGGUUCCCAUCAGCAACCCUUUGAGAAUCUAAGGGAGCUGCAUGUCAGUCACGUGUGCGACUCCCUGCUUCGCCAGGUGGGCUGCUUAUACCGCCUUGAAGCCUUCUCGUGUACGUGCAGCAAGAAAGUGACCAUCUACGGGUUGAACCAGCUGGAGCGACUCACCAAGCUGACGAAGCUCCAGGUGGCGCCAGCAAACCUGUACGAUCAUUUCCUGGAGCUUCAGUUUCGGAGUGACUCCCUGCCAGAAAUUGCCCGAGUGUGCGAGUUGCUCGAACCUAACGGCACGGGCGUUUGUGAGUGUGCUGAUGGGCUGAAUAACCCCGAGCACCCGUGCCUGGAUGCCAGUGUGUGGGAGGUGGUGGGUGCAUUGCCGAGCUUGCAGCAUGUUGGGGUGCAUGGGGUGACAUCCAGCAAUCAAGACCUGCGAGCCCUUGCCCCUCUCACACGCCACCUCUCCACCCUCCACGUCACCGGCACCAACCUGAAGGACGUUGGGUGGAUCAGGUGCUUUUCUCAGCUGAGAGGGCUGGGACUGGCUGGAUGCAGCCUGUAUGUGGAUUCGCAAUUGCACGGGUGGAGCCAGAGCCUGGUGCACUUACAGGCGCUGGAUCUUUCAGCCACAGGAGUCAGCUACAAGGGCGCUUCGAAGCUUUGUUUAUUUAAGAGUUUGGAGCGCUUAAAGGUGCAGCAGUGCUGCAACAUGCGCGCGGCAUUCCUGGAUCACGUCAGUAAAGUGCCGCGGUUGAAGGAGCUGGAUGUGGGCUUUAACAAGGUGUCGACGAAAUGGGUGAGGCCGAUACUGGAUGGGAAGCGGGUGUCACGGCUGUGUGUGCGCGGGUGUGGGUGGAGUGAGAGACAGCUGUGGAAUGCUCGACAGUCGCGGAUUGAUGUGGUGCAAUGA